AUGAGACGAGACCGUGUCAAUCUUUCAAUGUUUGGGAAUUCAAAGUAUAUCAAUAAAUUAAUAUGGUUUUAUAACAAGACUUGCCAACUCUCCAACUUCUUAACAAAUACAAUUUUCAUUGAUACAUCAAUCAAUAUUAUUGGACUUAUAUUUAGAUGCAUUCCAUUUGUGAUGAAGAAUAUCAGUUACCUGUCCAUUGAAAGAAUAUUUAAACAGAAUUGGAAAAAUAGAAGGUUCAAGAUAUACUUCCUCAACAAAGUUCAACAGUUACCAAAACAAUAUAUGAUGAGUUGUUCAUUUAAAUCAAAGAUAUAUCGACAAAUCUAA
Macrosiphum euphorbiae (potato aphid) is the source of this 327-nucleotide messenger RNA. The record is from the annotation of a GenBank genome assembly. NCBI's taxonomy places the organism in Eukaryota, Metazoa, Arthropoda, Insecta, Hemiptera, Aphididae.